AUGAGCCACGCAGGACAGAAGAGGAAGAACGCCGAGCCCACCGAGGUCAAGAAGGCCGUCGAGGCCGGUGCGGCCGCCAAGAACCGCAAGACCGAAGGCGAGGAGGAGCCCGUGGUGCAUCUGAAGGGCGUGGUGGGCACCGGCCUGGCCACGGCGGGGCACCACCACCGCACGAGCGCCGAGUUCCUGGCCGCGCUGGUCUACACCCGCGCCGAGCAGCUGCGCGUGCCCGAAAACAAGGUCUUCGUCGCCGAGCGCACCGACAAGAUCGUCGACGUGUUCAGGGGCCUGGUGAACCACAACUUCCUCUCCGUGCCCGUGCUCCAGAAGACCAAGCACAAGUGGUUCGGCUUCCUCGACCUGGCCGACAUCGUCCUCUACGUCGUCAACACCUUUGGCGAGAGCAAGCUGAACGUGGAGGAGGACUUCUGGACGCUUGUGGAGCGCGAGGAGGAGUUCAAGCAGAAGACGGUCAAUGACCUCAUGCGCUACCCGCUCACCCGCCGCAACCCGUUCAACCCGGUCAAGGGCGGCUACUCGCUGCUCUACGCCAUCGAGGCGCUGGCCAAGGAGCGCAGCCUCCAUCGCGUGCCGGUGGUCGACGAGCAGCGUCAGCUGAUGAACCUCAUCACCCAGUCCCAGGUCGUGCGCUUCCUCCAGCAGAACAUGCACCUGCUCGGCGACAAGCGGGCCACGCCCGUCAAGGAGAUCAACGGCGUGAUGCACGACGUGUUCACCAUCAACAUGCACCAGAGGGCCAUCGACGCCUUCCACCAGAUGGUGGAGCACGGCGUGACCGGCGUGGCCAUCGUCGACGACACCGGCCGGCUGCGGGGCAACCUGUCGCUGCGCGACCUCAAGGCCAUGUCCACCGACGGCCGCUUCUUCUGGCGCCUCUACCAGACCGUCGAGAACUACAUCACCAAGCUCAAGCACGAGAUCAAGGAGGGCCAGAGGCCGAAGAGGGUGCAGGUGUGCAAGGAGUCGCACACGCUCGAGCAGGUGAUCAACCUGCUGGCCGACCACUCGAUCCACCGCGUGUUUGUGGUGGACGACGCCAAGAAGCCCAUCGGCGUGAUCACCCUCAAGGACGUCCUCCUCGAGAUCCUCUCGCCCUAA
This is a messenger RNA of Acanthamoeba castellanii str. Neff, 1119 nucleotides long. Its product is annotated as CBS domain containing protein. NCBI's taxonomy places the organism in Eukaryota, Discosea, Longamoebia, Acanthamoebidae. The record is from RefSeq and is a predicted model, not a curated record. The coding region runs from base 1 to 1119 and encodes 372 amino acids. The transcript is spliced from 3 exons.